Messenger RNA from Cyclopterus lumpus (lumpfish), 3285 nucleotides. It is a transcript of the gene dlgap3, whose product is annotated as discs, large (Drosophila) homolog-associated protein 3. Lineage: Eukaryota; Metazoa; Chordata; Actinopteri; Perciformes; Cyclopteridae. Gene Ontology annotation, molecular function: molecular adaptor activity. Gene Ontology annotation, biological process: signaling. The transcript has 11 exons. The record is from RefSeq and is a predicted model, not a curated record. The coding region runs from base 1 to 3285 and encodes 1094 amino acids. Gene Ontology annotation, cellular component: glutamatergic synapse; postsynaptic specialization.
AUGUCCCAGCAUUCCUCCGGUGGUGGCGGAGGAGGACCCUGCCACUGCUCGCCUGAGGACUGUGAUGGCCCGGGCAGAGACUACUACCAGGGUCACAGCGAGGGCCACUAUUACCCUCCCGGAGGUCCGGUUGAAGCCCUGGCAUUGGAGAGGCACCAUUCUCACUCCCACUCCCAUAGCCACUCUGGAGGGGGAACCUUCCCCCGCUCCCAUCCCAGCCAGCACCCACCUCUCCAGUCGCUUGACUCUUGCGAAGAGUGUGUGUCCUCAGGCCACGGAGGGAAGAUGCACCGCAUUCCCCCCAACAUGAUAGACCAGUUUGAGAAGCCCUUCCAUCCUGAUGGCUUCCACACACUGCAGUACCAGCGCAGCGCCAGUGGGGGUGCUGAGCCACGCAGCGAGAGCCCCUCACGUAUCCGCCACCUGGUCAACUCUGUGCAGCGCCUCUUCGCUAAGUCCCAUUCUCUGGAGGCACCGAGCAAGCGGGAGUACAAUGGCAUGAGAGGAGGCGGGGACUACCGUGGCGAGAGAGGAGGAGGCCACAGGAGUGGAGGGGAGGAUGGCGGAGGCCACUAUUCAGGUCAUCAGCCUCGCUCCACCAGGAGGAGCAAGUCUCGAGAGCGAAGCAAGAGCGGAGACUCACGACACGAGUCCGGCAGACGCCACCGCAGCAGGACAGCAGGCUGGUGGAGCUCUGACGACAACCUGGACAGCGACAGCAGCUUCCUGGUCAGUGGGGGCAGACGGGCGUAUCCCAGCGGACACGAGAGCCUGGAUGCAGCAAUCCAGGAGCUCACCAUGAAGAGGCCCAAGGAGCGCGGUGGUGGUGUUGUUGGUGUGCCGGUACCUGGGGAGUGCAUGGCCUGUACCACGAUGGCUCUGGCUGGAAGUGAAGGAGGGGGACAUCACGGGCACCAGGGCCACUCCCUGAAAAGGAGCACCUGGUCAGCCAUGACAGUGAGUCAGGCCAGAGAGGUGUACCCUUCUACCAGGGGAGGAGGCUAUGAGAAAGCCCUGGUGCCCUUGGAGAGUAAGCUGAAGGAGAGGACCUUCCACUACUUGCAGGUCCCUUCAGAUGACUGGGGCGGUGGUUAUGGAGGUGGUGCAACGGACGGCGGAGGGGAGAUUCCAUGCCGUCGUAUGCGGAGCGGCAGCUACAUCAAGGCCAUGGGCGAUGAUGACAGUGCUGACUCAGACAGCAGCCCGAAAGCCUCGCCCAAGUCCACCCUGAUCGCCCAGAGGGAUGCCUUUAGACGCUCUAUCAGCAUGGAUCAAAGGUACUCGUGUAAGGAGUGCACAGACCCAUACCCCAACAGCCGGACCACACCCAAAACCCAGACCCGCUCUCGUAGUUACACCCGCUCUCUGACCAGCUCACAGCUGGGAGACACGUUGAACCGUCAGUUCGAGGCUGUGUGCGAGACCAUGUUCGGAGAGGUGGAGUCUCAAGCCGUCGAGGCCUUGGACCUUCCAGGUGUGUUCCGCAGUCGCAGCCACAGCUACGUCCGUGCCAUCCAGGCCGGCUGUUCCCAGGACGACGACUGCCUCUCCGUCUUCUCCAUGUCGGGCCCCCAGGGAAGCAUCAAGGGCGGGGCCGUCUUUCCUUAUCGUAAAGGUGCUCCUCCCCCACUCCCACCUCGCAUGUCCAAGUCUUCACUGUCGGUGCGAGCCCAGAGCAGCACCGAGUCCACCCAGGAUGCCUACUUCCAGAGCGGUGGACAGUUGGCCUCGAGCUCUAGCCCCGGGCGUCCCAAGCAGCACAGCAACUCAGUGGACCUGGGCAGCUCCGACGGCCCCUCGGGUCGCUCCUCCAGAGGAGGCUACUACACCGCCACAGGCCCUGGACGUUCCCGACAGCACAGUAACUCGGCGGAGAGCCUAGAUGGGGUCAGGGGUUCGCGGGAGCUGGUGCCCUACGGUGGGGGUCCGGGAGUAAGGGCCAAACACAGCAGCUCGGCUGACAGUCUACUGGAGGGGCCACCGAGGCCGGCCAGGGAGAGGGACGGCAGGGUCGUGGGCAGCCUGGGGAAGUCAGUGUCUCUGCCUCAGAACAGCAUAGUGCUGAGUAAAGCUGGGGGGCAGGACGGUGGGAGAAAGUGGAGGCCGUCCAUAGCUGUGCAGGUGGACAGCUCAGAGACUCUGUCAGAUUCAGACGCAGAUGGCAAAGCUCUCACAGAGGUCCACUCUAUAGGGGUCCAAGUGGAAGACGACAAAAGGCGGGCUCGUUUCAAGCGCUCCAACAGCGUGACGGCGAGCGUGCAGGCCGACAUGGACCCCGAGGGCUUCCCGGGACUCAGCAUCGCCGUGCCAACGCAGGACAAGAGUCUCCAGUUCGGCUGUUCCUUCCAGAGGCACUCGUCAGAGCCGGAGUCAGCUAGCCAGUACACCGAUUGCCACCGCACUGUCCACACACAGGGACAAUGGGCCUACAGAGAGGACUUUCUCCAGGGCGGCUAUACCACUGAGGUCUGCCAAGCGGACCCACGGCCCCACCAGCACCCACACUUGCCUCCACGUUCCCACUCCCCUCUGCCCAUCACCGCUGAAAGAGCUUGGGCGGGGAAACCGUCCCAGGAGGGCCCCCGGAGCCUGCCCGACUCAGGCCGAGCCUCGCCCUGCAUGAGAGACGGAGAGUUCUUCUUACGCCUCCUGCAGACAGAGGUGGAGAGGAUGGAGGGCUGGUGCCAGAACAUGGAGCGAGAGGCCGAGGAGAACGAACUGCCAGAGGAGAUUCUUGAGAUGAUACGAAAUGCGGUUGGCAGUGCCCAGAUGCUCAUGUCUCAGAAAGUCCAGCAGUUCUUCCGCCUCUGCCAACAAAGUGUGGACCCAUCGGCGUACCCCCAGCCCACCUCUCAGGACCUGGCGGGCUUCUGGGACCUGCUCCAGCUCAACAUAGAGGACGUCAGGGUCAAGUUUCAGGACCUUCAGAGGCUCAAGGACUCUGGUUGGAGGCUCCCACCUGAAAAGAAGGAGGAUAAGAAACUCCCUCCUCCUUUACCAAAGAAGCCAGCAGGCGGGGUGAGUGGCAGCCUCCGGGCUGAUAGCGUCGGGGAUGUGGGCGCCGGGGUUGGAGGAGGUGGAUCGGGGGGUCUGGUGGUGCCGCGCAUUGGUGGACAUACCCUACCCAUCAGGGAGAAGUCUCUGGACCUCGGGGACCGUCAGAGGACAGAAGCGAGGAGGAGGCUGCUGCAGACCAAGCGUACUGCCUCCUUCAGGCAAAACUCGGCCACAGAAAGCGCAGACAGCAUCGAGAUCUACAUCCCCGAAGCCCAGACUCGGCUCUGA